This is a messenger RNA of Alternaria atra, 1692 nucleotides long. RefSeq lists its product as uncharacterized. The record is from RefSeq and is a predicted model, not a curated record. NCBI's taxonomy places the organism in Eukaryota, Fungi, Ascomycota, Dothideomycetes, Pleosporales, Pleosporaceae. Gene Ontology annotation, molecular function: protein binding. The coding region runs from base 1 to 1692 and encodes 563 amino acids. The transcript is spliced from 2 exons.
AUGCCUUGUUUUUCGCACGAAGACUUCAUGAGAGAGUUCGUCUUCCCUGACGAACCGGCACAAGACUUCGAACGUGCUGGCAUUCCUGCUCAGUAUGCCUCUGGUCACCCAAAAGAUUGGUCGCAAGCGUGCGAUGUCCUCAACUUCAGUGCCGAUCUGAACCAGCAUUCUCAAAGCAAACACAGAAGCUACUAUACUGCUAUUAGUUCUGAUAAGAAGUUGUUGGCCAUCAGCACCGAUGCAGAGCGUAUCUUGGUAUACAACGUCGCGUCCCGAGAGCUGUGCGAAGUCCUUGAAGGGGCGGGAUCUGUGGCCUUUCGGCCUUCUAAUACUGAUGAAGAAAGCCUUAUAGAUAACGAUCAAGCCAUGGAUGGAGGGACUCCAAGACCAGGCUACACCCUUAUCAGCUCCGUCUCUGACGAUGCUUAUCGCGGCGGCCGUCGCGCCAACCAGCUCAUCCUUUGGGAUCUGGACCAGAAUGGCCGCAUAAUCGACAAAGAAGAGCCCAUCGAUUCCGCCCUCUUGGCUACCAAAGCCAUAGAUGCGAUCGCACCAGAUCUUGCAGCGAGCCACGAGUGGACAAGGGAUUUCAUCAAUACUUCCAAACUUCAUACUGAGUUUAUGAAAUCGCUCAGUAAGGUAGCCGCCGAUCAUCGCAGGCGUCAUAACACUAUCAUCGACAAUGCGGAGCUCGCGAGUUUCGGGUCGGUCAACUUCAGCAAUGAUGGCAAACUGCUGUUGUAUCAUUCAAAGAAUCGAUCUACCCAACAGGGUAUGCGCACAUCACAGAAUCUGCCCGCGGCUGUCAUAUAUGACUUGGAAGCAGGCGUCGAGAUCCACCGCCUCACUGGACAUACGGAUGCCAUUAUGUGGUCGGCUAUCAGUCCGAAUAAGGAGUGUGUUGCUACGGUGUCCUGGGAUGGAACGCUGCGUAUGUAUUCGGUCUCUACUGGAGCACUCAUGUGGGUCACAGAGAAUUCCGGUGGGCAGAGCUGGGCUGGCGCAUUCUCACCAGACUCGAAGCUCAUCGUUUGGAGUUCCAAAGGUGGCCGAGCGGUACAAGUCCAUGAUGUUUCUGACGGGCGGAAGACGGCUGCUAUGCAAGAUGCUUUUUCCGAUUGGUGCCGAUGCCUCGACUGGCAUCCGACAAGACCGGAGAUUGCACUUUGCGUAGGGAAAUCUGCGUACGUAUGGGAUCCUUCGGAUGGUCCCCAUGGCAAAGUUCUCCAGCAUUUCAAACUUGAAAAUGAGAAGGGACUUUUUCGCAUGUCGGAGAUUCAGGAUGUUCAGUGGAUGGACGAGGGUCGAUUACUAGGUGUCGAAUCCAACGAAGGUUCGAUUCUGAUUUACAAUACCGAGAACAACGCGAAAGAGUUGUUCCGGCGGUCUGCUGGUACGAUGGCUGGUUAUGUCAAAGGCGGUCUCUACGGCAUCGUUCAAGACAAAGAAGAGCACGAUGUUUACCUCAGUGUCGACGGCGAUGGGAAGGUACGGUUCUGGCGGACAAGUGUCCCAGCCUUUCCGUCAUGGUGGGAGAAAGAACCAUCAUCGACGGCGGUGGAAAAGAAAGCAUUUCCCGAGACGGGAAAGUAUGUCAAAAUCACGAAGAGUUCGAACAAAGCACCACCACAAAACGAAUCCGAAAGAAAGAGUUGGGCUGGAAGAGGUGCAGCACUGUGGACUGCCGAGUAA